UAUAUAUGUAAUAUAUAUGCGAUGAAGCACGCUAUCAGAUUCUAAUUUCUAACACGCGAUAAUGAUGGCAUCUGGAAGCUUAUCAUCAAACAAAAUAAAGCUUAAUCAGCUUACGAUCAACAAUUAUAAUUGAGAAAAUGCAUACGAGUCUCAAAAACAAUUUAUAAAAAUUGUUCAUGAUUAUUUUAUCAAAACAACCCAGUUUUCUGUUGACAAAAUUGAAGAUGUUUUUUCCCUUAAAUGUUUGCCACCUAAACAUCAAUUAAUAAAAUGGUCUACUGAACUAUCUCUGCGCAACAAUAUUGCCAAUGGAAUCCAUUAUAUAGAAUGUAAUCUUGGAAAGUUUAUCUAUGAAAGUGUUCAGCAUCUAAUAGCACUUCAUAGGGUUCAAGAAAUUAAAUUAGCAGUUGAUCAAGAGCUAACAUGGUUUAACUCUUCAAAGUUAGUACCAAAAUCAAUUGGUAUUUUUCCUCCUCAAAAUUUAAUUGAAAAGUUCAAAGAUGUUCUUUUUAGAAUGCCAGCUAGUAGAGAUAUUUCAGAAUAUGGGAUAAAACCCAACACUUUAUUUGAGUUAUGCUGAUAGCUCUCAUCAGAUCAUAUGCUGCAAUUUUCCAGUAUUUUAAAUUCUAUUCAAAGCCAUUCAAAGGUAAUUUACUUUAACUUUAUAGGAAAUAUAGAGCAUUAUGUUUCAAGAAUAACUGCAAUCCUAGAAAAAUUGAUUUUUAUUUUAAAUGUUGGAGGAAACAAUGAGAAGUUCUCUGGCACAGAUUUAAAUCCAGAUAGCCACUGGACAUUCGCAGUUUAUAAUAGUACUAAGGGUGAUUUUUACUAUGGUGAUUCUAUGGGUUGGUCAGUUCCAGAUGAUUUUUUAUUUAAAGUCAAAUUAUUGACCAGAAAACUGUAUCUUAUAAAUAAAAGCUUUGACAUCAUUUACUGUCAUGACCCAAGAACGCAUAGGAAUGGAAAUAAAAAAUGCAGUUCUUUAUGCAGAGAAAACUAUCCAAUGCAAACUUGUGGAAAUAUCUGUGGAGUAAUUACCAUAAUAAUAUGUGCAAUCUCUUGUUUACAGUAUGAUUAUUUUAACCAUAUUAUAUGUAAAGCUAAAAUAGAGAACAAUAGUUACAUUUUUCUAAAAGAGCCUACUAAAUACUCUAAAUAUUUAAGAUUAGUUUUGAUGUCAUGGCUUAUUAGCAAAGAAAUUAAUCUGGAUUUUAUUAUUCCUACAACUAUUGUACGUGAAGUAUCUAGCAGUUUUGAAUUAUGUGAUUCUGAUAAAGAUGAAGAUGUGAUAAACACAAAUGUAAUGGAAUCCAAAUUAAAUGAAAACAAUCAUUAACAUAAAACAUACCAAUUUUUCAUCUCUAAAAUGUGCAUUUUGUGAUGUCUCCUUUACCCAAAAAAAGAACUUGCAGCGACAUAUAAAAAAUAAGCACAAGUCAAUUGAUGAAGCUCAAGCAUAUCUUCAAUCAGGAAAUUCUUUGUGUCUCCAGUGUGGAUUUCAGUGCAGACAAAUGAAUGGUUUAAGAAAACAUUUAUCUGCAGUUCACCUUUAUACUUUUCAGAAAGAAAAAUUAUCAUUUGCUAAUGUUAAAGAAUUUGACAUGUGGAAAUCAGAUAUUGAAAGUAAUAAUGCAACACAAUAUGUUUUAUCAUCUGGUGAAAAGUUCGAUAAAGAUGGUUGGAAAGUAUCAUACUAUCAAUGCAGUAGAAGUGGACUUUAUAAAUGCAUGGCAAAUAAAAGAAUAGUCAAAAGUAGUGGUACUCGAAAAAUUGCAAAAAAUUGCACAUCAACACUAAAAGUUUCCCAAUGCUCAGAAGGACAAGUUGCAGUUCAUGCUUGUUAUUCACACUAUGGACAUAAAAAUGAAAUUCAGCACAUUUCUCUAUCAAGUGUUCAAAGACAAGAAAUUGCUUGCAAACUAAAAAUGGGUAUAACUAAAAAUAGAAUCCUAGAUGAUAUUAGAGAUGAAAUAGGUUGUGUUCAAUCCAGAUUACAUUUAACUCAGCGGAAAGAUAUUACAAACCUAGAAAAAGCAUUCAAUAUUAAUUCUAUUCAACUUCAUGCCAAUGAUCAAGACAGUGUUGCAAUUUGGCUAAAAGAAUGGAAAAUGAAAUCAAAUAAUCCUGUUCUAUAUUAUAAACUACAGGGUGAGUCAGAUACAUCUAAUAUAUUUAAGGAUUCAGAUUUUAUCAUUAUACUGCAAACUGAACAUCAAAAGAAAAUGCUACAACAGUUUGGAAAAAAUGGUGUUUGUAUUGAUUCUACACACGGCACAAACGCAUAUGAUUUCCUUCUCACAUCAAUAUAA
Molecule: messenger RNA, 2309 nt
Organism: Hydra vulgaris (swiftwater hydra)
Lineage: Eukaryota; Metazoa; Cnidaria; Hydrozoa; Anthoathecata; Hydridae
Source: RefSeq, a predicted model, not a curated record